GAGGGUUGAGCAGGAGUUAGUGGCUGCUGGCUGCUGGUGUUGCCAGUGUGUUGUCCAAUAAGUGUUACCAUGAUGGAUCCCCCGCUCAAUGUGGUUACUUUCUUUACCUUCCUGCUGCUGUUCGUGGUAGUUCACGCACAUGCCAAAAAUAAUAUAUUUGCGAAGGGAAAUGACUUGGCAGUUAACUCUGCUAACCAACUCUGGCUGCUGGGAGACCAACCACAACGCGCAUCAAGAACUGUCAGGUUUAACACUAAACUAUUCGUUGUACACACACCGCCGCCUCCACCAGAUGUCUCCUCGCAAUCCACAGACACGAACCUUCACAUUCAACACAUGAGUGAAAAGCAGACCUGGAGCGGCGAGACUUCCAACCAUGUCUUCCCAGACACCGUGCGUCGCGCCCUCAACAAUUCUACAGAAACUGAUGUUAAUGUGUCUGAGACUGGUUCAAGCCCUUUAACACAAGCUGGUAUCUCGUACGAAAGAACGUGCGACCCAAGUCGGAUGUUCAGGUGUCGUAACGGAGAAUGCAUCACUAAAUACUUCCGGUGCGAUGGCAGUCCAGAUUGUGCUGAUAGCUCUGACGAACGAGGCUGCGGUGUAGAAGAAAACGCUUGCAAGAAAAAUCACUUCAUGUGUGUCAAGAACAAAGCGUGUAUUCCCCUGCUGUGGAAAUGCGACAACGAAUCUGACUGUAUAGAUGGUUCCGACGAAUAUAACUGCUCUGUAAGUAUUGCUCGCAUUAGUAGAGGCUUUCAAAAGCUUUAG
This is a messenger RNA of Cherax quadricarinatus, 771 nucleotides long. The record is from RefSeq and is a predicted model, not a curated record. NCBI's taxonomy places the organism in Eukaryota, Metazoa, Arthropoda, Malacostraca, Decapoda, Parastacidae.